AACGCUGCCCUCGCUGGCGCAGAGCUUUGCGAGUGGGGCCGCCAGGGACCGGUGGCGAAGCGGCCCCCAGAACCCCCAGCUGCGAGAUGCUCCACGCCCUGGGCAGCUGGAGGAACAACUGUGCGUGCUCUGCGGAGGGCCGCCGAAUCAUGUCGAUGAGCCCAAAGCAUACGACUCCUUUCUCAGUGUCUGACAUCUUGAGUCCUUUGGAGGAAAGCUACAAGAAAGUGGGCAUGGAGGCCAGUAACUUGGGGGCUCCCCUGUCAGCCUACAGACAGUCUCAGGUUUCUCAGCCGGCCAUGCAGCAGCACCCCAUGGGCCACAACGGAACAGUGACUGCCGCCUACCAUAUGACAGCGGCAGGGGUCCCCCAGCUCUCCCAUGCUACGAUGGGGGGCUAUUGCAAUGGGAACCUGGGCAACAUGAGCGAGCUGCCGCCUUACCAGGACACCAUGAGGAACAGCGCUUCGGCGACAGGAUGGUACGGCACCAACCCGGAUCCGCGCUUUUCCUCAAUCUCCCGCUUCAUGGCGCCGUCCUCGGGCAUGAACAUGGGAGGCAUGGGCAGCCUCGGCUCCCUGGGAGACGUGAGCAAGAGCAUGGCCCCGCUCCAGAGCACGCCGCGGAGGAAACGGAGGGUCCUUUUUUCGCAGGCCCAGGUUUACGAGCUGGAGAGACGUUUCAAGCAACAAAAAUACCUCUCCGCCCCGGAGAGGGAACAUUUAGCCAGCAUGAUACAUCUCACCCCGACUCAGGUCAAAAUCUGGUUCCAGAAUCACCGCUACAAGAUGAAACGCCAGGCCAAAGACAAGGCUGCGCAGCAGCAGAUGCAACAGGAGAACGGCUCCUGCCAGCAGCAGCAGUCUCCCAGAAGGGUGGCGGUGCCAGUGCUUGUGAAGGAUGGCAAGCCUUGCCAAGCAGGCUCCAACACACCCACAGCAGCUAUCCAGAGCCAUCAGCAGCAGGCAGCUACAACGAUCACAGUGGCUACCAAUGGCAACAGCCUCGGACAGCAUCAGAGCCACCAGACAAACAGUGCGGGGCAGUCUCCAGACAUGGGACAGCACUCGGCCAGCCCUUCCUCUCUGCAGAGCCAAGUCUCCAGUUUGUCUCACCUAAACUCUUCUACUUCUGACUAUGGCACUGCCAUGUCUUGCUCCACCUUGCUAUACGGUAGGACCUGGUAAAAGGAUUAAACAAAAGGAAAAAAAAAAAAAGGCAAAAAGAAAUAAGAAAAAAAACCCAACAGAUUUUCCCAGUUACACAAAUCUCUGUCCUCUCCAAACUACUGUGUGCUUUUCUUCUUAUUUUUUUCUUAUUUUUUCUUUUUUUAUUUUCUUUUUUCUUCUUUUUUUUUUUUCUUUUCUUUUUUUUUUUUUUUUUUCUUUUUAAUGCUCUUCUCCCUUUCCCCCGUUUUACUGAGUGGUCUCUGCGGACCUCUAAGAGAGAGAUACACUUUUUUGUUCCGUUUUAUUGUUACUGUUGAUGGUUUGGGAUCUUUAUGUUUUUUCUCCCCCAAAGUUGUCCUAUGGGGUGUAUAAAAAUAUUCAGACUAAUAACCAUGGAGCAGUCUGCAGACAGGGGACCAUCUUUAGGCAUGGUCUGAAGACUUGGAUAUCAGAUGUACACUUUGCCAGCGUCUAGGACUUGCAUGUAAAUACAGAGAUUUUGGGGGAUGGGGUGGUUUUCCCCCCCAAAAAAACGCAUUCGCGUCACCCAGACACAAGAAGCAGCUUCCCCCUCCCCGGUCUCUCCCAGCCUGCCGCCAGGGCCAGCGGAUGGAGACGAGGAGUCAUCAAAGGCUUGGCUUUUAUUUUCCUCCUUACGUUUGAUGUGAACCUGUAGCUGUAUAAUGCUGUCAAAAGUUGGACUAAACCCAUAGUUUUUAGUAGCCUGUAUAUUUUGUUGUAAAAAGAAAAGGAAAAAAAUACAAUCAACCAAACCAACCCCCACCUUUUUUAUGGACACUGAUCACCCCGUCGUAAAUCCUCUGGCAGUUUGUUAUUUGCGCACGCCGCCUUUUCCUGUUGUAACUUAUGUAGAUAUUUGGCUUAAAUAUAGUUCCUAAGAAGCUUCUAAUAAAUUAUAUACAUUACGAAUAUUCUUUUUUAUUUCCCCCUUUGGUUUCCGCUCCCGACGCUCUUUUCCUUGUAUCUCUCUCCUUUUUCUUCCCUUCCCUCCCCCCGCUUUUUUUUCUUCUUGGUGGAAAAACAACCCGGGAUGUUGCCAGACCCCGGAAGGCCCCUGCCCCUCCUAGGGCCCAGACCCUGUUCCCAAAGGGGAGCUGCGCCAGAGGGUUAACGGGAUACAGGAUCAGUCCUCAGCGUGCAAACAGGACAAGCAAACUCGUGGGAUUCACAAACUCGAGAGCAAAGGAA
This is a messenger RNA of Prinia subflava (tawny-flanked prinia), 2378 nucleotides long. It is a transcript of the gene NKX2-1, whose product is annotated as NK2 homeobox 1. The coding region runs from base 87 to 1187 and encodes 366 amino acids. The record is from RefSeq and is a predicted model, not a curated record. Gene Ontology annotation, biological process: cell differentiation; regulation of transcription by RNA polymerase II. NCBI's taxonomy places the organism in Eukaryota, Metazoa, Chordata, Aves, Passeriformes, Cisticolidae. Gene Ontology annotation, molecular function: RNA polymerase II cis-regulatory region sequence-specific DNA binding; DNA-binding transcription factor activity, RNA polymerase II-specific. The transcript is spliced from 3 exons. Gene Ontology annotation, cellular component: nucleus.